AUGAUCCUAUUGAGGAUGCAGACAGCAGCAAUGAUGGCCUCUCUGACUUUGCGGAAUCGAAAGAAGUUCUGGAUGCCAGGCAAGGCCCCGGACCUGCAAGCGCUGGACAAAAUGGCACAGAUACCCUCUCAGCUAAGCGAAUGGAGCAAUGGAGUGAUGGCCACAUCACAGCAGCCAUCGGUCAACACCGAAGCGACAACUGCUAGCAGCCUCAGCGACAACUCCCACCUUCGUCGCCUGGCUGCUGGAGCUGACGAUGCCCUUCUGCAGCUUCUUGGGCUGCUGGACGCAGUGCAAGACACCAGUGACAUGCCCGGCGCUCCAGACUUCACCGCUGGCACAGUGUACGACAACUCAAACCUGGCCGGUGUGGGAAACCAGUGCUUGGACCUUCGGGUCGGCUGGUUUCCACAGGAUAUCACCGUUGUCAUGACUGCCAAGGCCUACAUUCUAAAGCCUCAUGUGCCCCUUGCCCAGUUCGGAGUCACCGAAUAUCGUGGACGACAAUUCACAGCACAGCAGCUGGAUGCUAUUCGUGCGCAGAGGCUCAGCCUGGCAAUCUUCGCCUGCUGUCGUGGAACUGUGGCGGCCUUCACCGGGCAGCAGAAAGUGGCAUGCUCUGCACUCUGGCUCCGGCACCUCGGCUGGAGGUUGGCUCUUUGGCAGAGUAUUGAAAGCUGGAUCCGGCGUGUUCCUGCCAGGCCCUGUACCCGUCUGCCCUUUGUUCCGACCACGGGCAUGUACCAUCUGUUCGCCGUCUUUGGCAGCUACGCCAAGAUAGCAAAGCUCUGCGGCCAUUGGCUGGACACCCAGACGCCUUCCACAAUGUGUGCAAAGCCUCAAGCAGGCGAGCCGACCAUCCAUGACCUUCCCGCCCUCACCUCUACUCAGCAGCGCGGGCCCUUCCUUGGUGCCCGACAAACCGCUGACUCCACAGGACGAGAUGAAGAAGCAGACCAGAUGGAACUGGAACUGGAACAGGCUCCCACCUUGGGAAGACGCAAAGGCCAGCGGAACAGUCGAGCCACUCAGAGCGACACCAGCCUCGGCCCAAGUCCCAACAGGGCGGCAACGGCAAGGGCAGCGGGCAAUCCGUCGGCAGACAGAUUGGACCUCACUCCUACACAGGUGGCCUGA
Messenger RNA from Symbiodinium necroappetens, 1137 nucleotides. NCBI's taxonomy places the organism in Eukaryota, Dinophyceae, Suessiales, Symbiodiniaceae. The record is from the annotation of a GenBank genome assembly.